GCCAUAAAGACAUUUGGAGAGAGAGAGAGAGAGAGUGUGUGCGCUUGUGUGGAAAGAGAAAGGAAAGGAGGGGACCAGCUUUUAUGAGUUUUGUCUGUAUUCCGGAAGAGGUGCGAAUGUUGGGAGCAUAGGAAGCAAUACCCAAACCCCAAUUUUGGCUGAAAAUGGCGGCACCGUAAAAUCCCCAAACCAAAUAAAAUAAACCCUUCUGUAGUAGACUCAAACAAUCAUCUGGGCUUUGUGUGUUCUACUUGUUUGUAUUUCGAAACAUCUGAUUUCCUUGUGAAUGGUUGAAAGUUGAAAGCAGUGAUUAAGUACUUGCUUGCUGUGGUUGUGAAGAUGGGGAACGGAAAUAGGAGUGUUGUCGCAGAUGGUACGGAGAAAGCCAAAGCAGCAGCAAAACAGUGCGAUGUUGGGUUGGGUUUAAGGACGCAAAGCACCGAACCGUUCCCUAGUACCGGUAUGAGGAUGAUGAUGCCUCAUUAUUCUCAGAGUAUGGGGGUUGUUGGUGCUGGUGUUGAUGGUGGUGGUGCUGGUGCUGGUGGUCCCAUUUAUUGCAACCAGGUUCCAUGCUUUACCGAUUCCUACGAUGUUUUCGGUUCUUCUAGUUCUUCUUUCAAAUCCUCAGGAGGGGACAUGGCAGCAGCUGCUGCAAAAGUUACUUUUACAGAGACUCAGUGGCAAGAGCUUGUGAGGCAGACCACCAUCUACAAGUACAUGAUGGCUUCUUUACCUGUUCCUCCACAGCUCCUCAUUCCCACUCCCAAACCCCCAUCUCCACUUUCUUCUGCUCCUCAAUUGUCUGGUUUCUCGAGAAACUCGGAUCCAGAGCCAUGGAGGUGUCGAAGGACAGAUGGGAAGAAGUGGCGGUGCACGAGAGACGUGGCUCCAAACCAGAAGUACUGCGAGCGGCACUGCCACAAAACCAAACCCCGUUCAAGAAAGCCUGUGGAAUUACCUUCCCAGUCCCACAACAAUACCCACUCCCACACCACCACCACCACCACCAGCUCCAAAACCAACAUCACAAACAACAACUUGAACACCCACGGAUCACUUGCUAACACCACUGCCCAGAAGCCCACCUUCCACAUUCCAACCAUGGUGUCUGGCCCAACAUAUGCCCAGCCCAGGUGCACAGAGUGGCUCAUGAAAGGGGACUCCGUACCCGGGUCCACUUUGGACCAGCAAUGGCAGCAGCAGUUGAUACAAUCAUCCUCAAGAGAAGGAUUGAAGAGGUACAAUGAGGAGAAUUACAGGAAUUGGUCUGUUUUUCAACAACAUUAUGAUGAACAACAACAAUCAAUUAACACGAACUUGAACUCGUAUUUUGACUUGGACGAUGGCCAAAGAUCAAAAAAUCAUCAGCAGCGCAAAAUGGCCUGUCUACAAGGAGGUUUUAAUACUGACCAAACUCAGACGACUAGGCGUUUCAUCGAUGCUUGGUCAUCGGAAGAGAGGGAGGCAAUGGAUGGAAUAAGCAACAAGUUCUCUGUUUCUUCCAAGGGGAAGCUGCCGUUAUCAUCCGGCCUCAGUCUCUCAAUGUCCCGCAACGAUGGAAUUGAUGAAGAAAGUCGAAAUGCUCAUUUGGGUCUUGGGAUGAUGGAUCCAGAAAGUGAAAGGGGUGGUGGGUGUUUCAAAUCGCAAUGGCUUGAUCCUGUUUCGUGGAUGGGUUCACCUCCGGGGGGACCAUUGGGCGAGGCCUUGUGUCUCGGCAUUGCUAGUACUACUUCAAAGGAGGCAUAUAACGUACCUUCUCCUCACUGCUAUAGCAACAGCUCCACCACCAGCAGUUGCAGCAAAAGCUCGUGUGAAGAUGCCGGCCAUGGGCUGCUGCAUUUUCACUAAUGACAAGCACUAUAGUUGAGCUCAGCUCCAGUUUUUUUUUCUUUCUUCAAUUCCACAAACAAAUGUUCCCUUAGAUUUCUGGUUUAUUUGGUUCAUUUGCUACCUGAAGAGAUGCUGUGGAUAUUGCUUUUCAUUAUUUAGCUACCUGGUUGUGCAUAUA
Rhododendron vialii is the source of this 2008-nucleotide messenger RNA. Its product is annotated as growth-regulating factor 8-like. Gene Ontology annotation, biological process: regulation of DNA-templated transcription; developmental process; DNA-templated transcription. Lineage: Eukaryota; Viridiplantae; Streptophyta; Magnoliopsida; Ericales; Ericaceae. Gene Ontology annotation, molecular function: ATP binding. Bases 340 to 1848 code for a protein of 502 amino acids. The transcript is spliced from 4 exons. The record is from RefSeq and is a predicted model, not a curated record. Gene Ontology annotation, cellular component: nucleus.